Molecule: messenger RNA, 1362 nt
Organism: Suillus clintonianus
Lineage: Eukaryota; Fungi; Basidiomycota; Agaricomycetes; Boletales; Suillaceae
Exons: 5
Coding region: 1-1362 (453 amino acids)
Source: RefSeq, a predicted model, not a curated record
AUGGCAUUUCCAACAAGCUGCUCACACAACCCUCGCCGAUUUAUUGCUCGAACACGUGGUCCAUACAUCAAAGUAUCGAAGGAAGUCUGCCAACAACUGACUGAACGGCGACGCACCAAACAACUUGACGAGGACCAGGAGAUUCAAGCUGUCCUGAACUAUAUGAACUCAAAGGCUACCAAUUUGGCUUGCAAAUUCAAGCAGCCUCGUCGCUGUUACCUCGAGCGUUUCACCCUUGGUUCUGUAGUUCACCACCGCAAGCGCAACAAAACCAGUGCAUGGCAUGCAUUUAUGCAUUUCCAGGGCAUCAGAACCAAUGCCAACAAAGACAUGUAUGAGAAGUCCAACAUUGCGGAUUUCGUCAAGGAAACUACUGAGUACCAUCAGCUUACCGCUGAGAAAAAGACCAGGCUCAUUUUGGACUUCGAUGAAGUCAAAAAGGGUGCUCGAGAUCGCCCGCCGAAUAUAACCGCUCAUUCUCAUGCUACUGAAUGUGCUCGUAGCUUCCAGUAUGUGAAGGAAGAGUUCGAAGCUCUGAAACAAUGUGUUGGCGUAGAAGCCAUUGUCGUGAUGGUUCGAGGCGUUUCCGAUUUUUCUAUGGCACCAAAAGCCUUCUUCACAAGUUCGGCAGUGGAACAAUUUGUUUGGUUGUACUUACGCAAGGACGUCGCCCAAUUAGCGACAGAUUUCGAGAGUACCAUUCUAGCCAACGGCUUCCUUUUAAACUCUGCCACUAAUCAUUGGGAGCGUGUCACAAAUGCCAAGGCUGCUAUCAGAACAGGUCUCCGCUUGUCGCUAUGUGAGGUCACAAACAACCCAUCUGCCUCAAUGGAGUUCACGAAGUACGAGAAGCUCGUUUCUACCUACUUCGUCAAGCUUGUGGGGUGGAACCACCCCCAAUGGGCAAACCCUUCGGACUUAAAGGGUGGUAUUGAGAGCCUUGAAAACGUGGUUAAGGCAAUCAGAAUUCACCAUUGCCGUUUUGUGGUGAUUGACCAAGAAGAAGUUAAAGAGCGUGCACGGUGCAUCAAAAAUGGGGAGACAUUAACUCCCGAGCUCGAGCCACCCGUACCGCUUGAACCACCUCCUUCUAAUACAGUAGCUCCCCCUACUCGUGCUCAUACACCCCCCCAUGCUACAACAGCUGAUAUAUCUCUAUUAUCAUACCCUGUCCCUGAUAAUAGUCAGCCUGAUUUCACCGCUCCAGAUGACAAUGCAGCCUCGGCGCUAUCUUUGGCGAACUUGCCUCACAAUGUCCAACCAGCCCCGCCGCACAGCGAUGACGACACUGAGCCCGCCUGCAGCUCAAUUACAGAUGAUAUGGUGGACCCGGAGCUUCGUGCUCUUGAUCAGGGUAUGUAA